Messenger RNA from Setaria italica (foxtail millet), 1865 nucleotides. RefSeq names its product protein SHI RELATED SEQUENCE 1. The transcript is spliced from 3 exons. Gene Ontology annotation, molecular function: DNA binding; DNA-binding transcription factor activity. The coding region runs from base 552 to 1559 and encodes 335 amino acids. Gene Ontology annotation, cellular component: nucleus. The record is from RefSeq and is a predicted model, not a curated record. NCBI's taxonomy places the organism in Eukaryota, Viridiplantae, Streptophyta, Magnoliopsida, Poales, Poaceae. Gene Ontology annotation, biological process: positive regulation of DNA-templated transcription.
CCCCGUUUCUUCCUUUUCCUCUCUCUCGCAUCCCUUCUCUUUCAUCUGGUUGGGUGGACAGAGAAGGGAGCACGCAAGCAAGGGAGCGAGGGGGGAGAGAGAGAGAGCUGUGCGCGAGCAAUAAAUAGAAAUUAAGGUCCGAGCCGCCUCCAUGGCGGCGUUUGCAGGCGCCCUCGAAUUCCUCCCCUGCACCCACUCCUCUCUUCUCUUCUUCUUCCUCUUUAUAUAGCCUCACACCUCAUCUCCUCACCACCCCAAAAAGCAGCUCUCUCCCUCGCUCGUCUGCUUCCGCGUUCUCUACCACUACUCAUCAGCAGCUAACCUCCUCCCUCCCUCCCUCCUCCAGAUACUACUUCUAGAGAGAGAAAGAGGAAGAGAGGCUUAGACCCAAGACCAAGAGGCCAAGAGCGGAAAGCAAUUAAGCAAGAAGACGCGGAUUAGAGGCGAGAGCUUCCUAUUUCCAGCAAAGGCAAGGAGCUGAGCUAGGUGAGAGAGGCUUCUUUGUGGUGCACUCUCUCGCUCAUCUUGAUGGGUGGUGGUUGCUGCCUCGCAUGGCUGGGUUCUCUCUGAGAGGCGGCGGCGGAGGUGGAGGUGGGAGAGGCGGAGAACGCGGCGGCGAUCACCCGAUCGGCGCCGACAGCCUGUUCCUGUACGCGCGCGGGGCGGCCGCCGCGGCCGCCGACACGGCGGCCAGCGGCGGCGGGGGCGGGGGGAUAGGGUUCCAGCUAUGGCACCCGCACCAGCAGGCGGCGGCGGCCGCGCCGCACACGUCGCAGUUCUUCUCCUCCGGCGUGGCCACGGGGGUCGUGCUGGGGUUCUCCUCGCAUGACGGGAGCGGCGGGAUCGGCGGCCCCGGCAGCGGCGGCGCGGGGGGAGGCCGGGCGGGGACGAGCUGCCAGGACUGCGGCAACAACGCCAAGAAGGACUGCGCCCACAUGCGGUGCCGCACCUGCUGCCGGAGCCGCGGGUUCAGCUGCCCCACCCACGUCAAGAGCACCUGGGUCCCCGCCGCCAAGCGCCGCGAGCGCCAGCAGCAGCUCGCCGCGCUCUUCCGCGGCGCCGCCAACAACAGCGCCAGCGCCGCCGCCGCCGCCGCGGCCGCUAGCAAGCGGCCACGCGAGCUCGUCCGGUCCCUCGGCCGCCUGCCAUCGGCCAACUCCGCUAUGGUCACCACCACCACCUCCUCAGGCGACGGCGGCGGGAGGUUCCCGCCGGAGCUGAGCGUGGAGGCGGUGUUCCGGUGCGUGCGGAUCGGGCCGGUCGACGAGCCGGACGCGGAGCUCGCGUACCAGACGGCGGUGAGCAUCGGCGGGCACACGUUCAAGGGGAUCCUGCGUGACCACGGGCCGGCGGACGACGCGGCGGUGGGCCAGCUGCCGCCGUCCUCGGAGUACCACCAGCUGACGGGGCAGGCGAGGGAAGGGUCGUCGCCGGCGGGGAGCAGCGAGGCGGCGGCGACGGUGGCGACGUCGGCGGCGGUGCUCAUGGACCCGUACCCGACGCCGAUCGGCGCCUUCGCCGCAGGCACCCAGUUCUUCCCUCAUAACCCUAGAACCUAGCUUAAUUAGCUAGCUGCUGCUUCGAUUCCUAUCCUAGCUUAAUUCCUUGAUGGUUUCAUUUACUUCCAAAUAUGAUGAGCAUGAGCUAAGUCAUCGUCGUUGUCGUCGUCGUGAUCAGCAAACAAAUUCGAGACAAGAAGAGAAGAGAUUUUAAUUGUUAUUACUACUACUACUCAUUCGAGUCGGUGAUCGAUGAACACUAAUGUGCGAUCAAUCGAGUAUAAUGUUGUUAGCUAGAGUUAGUACUACUACUUGUUGAUCAAUCUUGUUUCGACGUUAUAAAUCAUAUUAGCCACCUUAAUGCAA